Messenger RNA from Hylaeus anthracinus, 3111 nucleotides. RefSeq names its product MOB kinase activator-like 1 (gene mats). Gene Ontology annotation, molecular function: protein kinase activator activity. Bases 243 to 896 code for a protein of 217 amino acids. Gene Ontology annotation, cellular component: nucleus; cytoplasm. The transcript has 5 exons. The record is from RefSeq and is a predicted model, not a curated record. Gene Ontology annotation, biological process: hippo signaling; positive regulation of protein phosphorylation. NCBI's taxonomy places the organism in Eukaryota, Metazoa, Arthropoda, Insecta, Hymenoptera, Colletidae.
UAAAUUUACGUAUUCCGUGGUGAAACGAUUGGCCGAGGGCAGCCGAGGGUUCGCGGAGAAGGUAGUUCGGUAGUUGACAAAACGUCUAUCGCGAGAUUGUGGAAAAAGUGUAUGGUAGAUAUAAAGGAGUAUCGUUCGCAGCCGAAGCUCGUAGUGUCGCGCGACUCGAAUAAAAUUGACGACACGCGAGUCCGUGUAAUCGUGAAUCGAAUAUUAGCGACAGGUCAUCGUACAGGCGCACAAUGAGCUUCCUAUUUGGAAGCAGGUCCUCGAAAACCUUCAAGCCAAAGAAGAAUAUUCCAGAGGGAACUCAUCAAUAUGACUUGAUGAAACAUGCAGCUGCCACCUUGGGCUCUGGGAAUUUGAGACUAGCUGUUAUGCUUCCAGAGGGUGAAGAUUUAAAUGAAUGGGUUGCAGUAAAUACUGUUGAUUUUUUCAAUCAAAUCAACAUGUUGUACGGCACCAUCACAGAAUUUUGUACAGAAGAAAGUUGUCCCAUUAUGUCUGCUGGACCAAAAUAUGAAUAUCAUUGGGCAGAUGGACACACUGUCAAGAAGCCAAUUAAAUGUUCAGCACCCAAAUAUAUCGAUUAUUUAAUGACCUGGGUGCAGGAUCAGUUAGACGAUGAAACAUUAUUCCCUUCGAAAAUUGGUGUCCCUUUUCCAAAAAAUUUCUUGUCCAUCGCCAAGACAAUAUUAAAACGGCUAUUUAGAGUAUACGCGCAUAUUUAUCAUCAACAUUUCAGCGAAGUGGUACAGCUCGGCGAGGAAGCACAUUUAAAUACGUCGUUCAAACACUUCAUAUUUUUCGUUCAGGAAUUCAAUCUGAUAGAAAGAAGAGAAUUAGCGCCGUUACAGGAAUUAAUAGAGAAAUUAACGGCGAAAGAUGCUCGAUGAAUGAUCUCGAUCGUCAUCCGAAAACUCCUCCAAAGAAUCUCACCCGUGCUAUCUUUUAACAAACGUAUAACUGCGCAUGUUAUUUAACUAACCCAAUCAUUGCUAACGCGACCACUGCCUCGUGCCAGGAUUCGCUGAUCAUACGACAUUCUAUUCAUUUAGGAAAAGAAGUGACUGGUAUACGUUUUAUAACGAAUCAUGGACUUGUUAGGUUGAAAUCGAUUUUCAAAAAGGAAAACAAAAAUAAUGUUUUGGGUGUUUACAAAACGGAAACGAUAACGAUUAAGGGGGUGAUGAUUACUAAUGUAGACUUUUGUAAAAUAGUUAUACAUUCGAUGUGAAACUUAGUACUCGUUUUGUUUUAUGUUUUGAAAAAUGAAAUAUUGUUUUUUAAUUAGUCGAGGUGUUUCGUCGUGAAUUGUAAUUUAUUACGCGCAACAAGUUUUUGUACUUGGGGUUUACACGCCAACGAACGUUUUCAAGCCGAAGAACGUACAAGUCAGCGUGAAUCAUACGCAAAGAGAUUAAUUCAUAUCGGCUAUAGAACAGAUAUAGCUCUGCGAACUGUUCAAACAACGACGAUACUCGGUCUUGCGUUUCUAUUUUCAUCGUUCGAUAUUCCGUCUGACUUAUUGCGUUACGAUUUGAUUGCCCUUUUCAAAAUCGUGUCGUCGCUUUUAACGAUACAAGCGGUUUUCGUUGUCGAAUUAGUCGAACGAGUCGGAAUAUAUAAUGUUUAUAUCACGAUACUGCACAUUGUUGGAUUAUAAAAUUAUUAAGUUAAUAUAAUACUAUUAUAUUACUUCAUAAUAUGUAAUUAGUUUAGACGAUUAUCGUGUUAAGCGCUUAAUAGAAAUUAUUUAUAGAGUUAGGAAUUUUAUACGCACUACAUUUUAUCCUUUAUACGAGUGAGUUUUUGAGUCUGUUCUAUUUUAGAGAGCAUAUUAUAUUUAAGCCGUUUGCGUCGUAUCGCUGGGAAAUUUGUUCGAUGAAUUUUAUCGUCCUUUUAUCGCAAAAUUACUUGUUUGUUGAUAUAUAUAUAUAUAUAUAUAUAUGAAAAUUGACGCGCACGUUGACGGCAUUUACCGUUGAAGGGAGAUCAUCAAUUCGUAAAGACAGUCACGAAUUCACGGUUUAGUGUUAAUACGAUGGAUACAGGGUAUCCCAGGAAGAACGCAAAGGGCAAACAUUUUGCAUACAUACAUAUGAUAAACAUGCGCGAUGCGUGUACUCACGAAGCAGUACACGUUCACCCGUGGUUUAUACUUCGCUGUUAAGAGCAAUUUGAUAGUGAUAUCAAAUAGGAUAUAUUCGUUUGUAGCGCGUUCAGCAACGUAUGUUCGUUUUCUCGCUUAUAGGAAAUGAGAUGUUAAUAUAUAUAUAUAUAUAUAAAGAUGCUUACUGUUCCCACGCACGGCGAACUGCACCGUUGCGAUCAAGUAUUAAAUGGACGCAUUGUAUCCGCUUGUAACGAUAGAAAUACUCUUUAGAAGUUUUCUUCUGUUCACACUCUGCCCUUUGCUGUGAUGAUCAGAGUUUGCAUUUUUAUGUAACGCGCAACGCUUAGCAAAAACGCAGUGACUUUACCAGAUACCGUGUGCGUACGAGCUUAAAUUGUUUAUCGCGUAUAGUUUGCGGAAGAGGUAUAGCGAACUAGAAAAUCUUUGAGUCGAGUAGCGUGGUGGGGGGUUAGCCACACGGUGACCUUGAGCGGCCAGUAGAUUUGUCCUCUACUCUCAAUCGCGCUACUGGCGUAGCUCUCUGUUUUUCCGAGUCCGCUUCUUCUGCUUCUUUGUACUCUUAACCAGAGUUGGGCAAAAUUUUAUUCGAGUAAUAAAUGAUGAAAACUCUGUACAUGGAGUUAUCGAUUCAACGAGAAGCAUCAUUUCAUCGUAAGGCUUAUUAAAGAAAAAGUUUAUCAUUUAUUUAUUAUCUAGAAUUUUGCCCAUUUCUGCACUCGACAAACGUGCGCGUUUGCAUUUAAAACGAGCGUAGGAACAAAUGAUAUAUUUUCAAGUGUCCACGGACCGGAAAACACGAGGAAUCCUGUUUUUCUUUUCUUUUCCUUUCCCGACCGGGCGUUGAACGUAUCGCGACACCGUGUAUGUAAUCGCAUGUGAUACUUUUUGAUGUCAAUCGCGGCAGGAUCAAUGAAAAAUUUCACAAGGUCCAGGGACUAAUAUAAAUGUAUUUUAUUAUAAACGAUGUAAAACGA